Homarus americanus (American lobster) is the source of this 2079-nucleotide messenger RNA. Its product is annotated as aquaporin-7-like. NCBI's taxonomy places the organism in Eukaryota, Metazoa, Arthropoda, Malacostraca, Decapoda, Nephropidae. Bases 1 to 942 code for a protein of 313 amino acids. The record is from RefSeq and is a predicted model, not a curated record. Gene Ontology annotation, cellular component: basolateral plasma membrane; plasma membrane. Gene Ontology annotation, biological process: glycerol transmembrane transport; water transport. Gene Ontology annotation, molecular function: glycerol channel activity; water channel activity. The transcript is spliced from 7 exons.
AUGUGUAGUAAUGCUACGUCAUUUUUGCCCAGACUACAAAUGAAACCUAGUACAGUUUCAGAAGUUCAUAAGCUGUUCGGGGAUGCGUCGGUGGCUCAGAGUGUGUUGACCAACAAGGCAAAUGGAGACUUCUUCUCCAUCAACUGGGGUUGGGGCCUGGCGGUGACCCUGGCCGUCCUGGUGAGUGGUGGAGUCAGUGGAGGUCACGUCAACCCGGCGGUCACCCUGGCCAUGGCUGUAUGGGGGAAGCACCCGUGGGGGAAGGUGCCAAUCUACAUGGUGGCGCAGUAUAUGGGGGCCCUCCUAGCCUCCGCCCUCCUCUACGGCGUCUACCUCAAUGCACUUGACGGGUUCGACCCAGAGCGGACCAUGGCCACGGCUGGCAUAUGGGCUACCUACCCAGGGGCCAUCAACGUCAACGGUACUGUCGUCAAUGACUUCCUUUCCAACGGCAAUGGCUUCGGCGACCAGGUGGUUGGCACUAUGUUGCUGCUGGUGUGUGUGUGUGCCAUCACUGACCCCCGCAACAUGGAGGUGCCCAAGUACCUGGUGCCACUGUUCGUCGGUUUCACCGUCCUCAACAUCGGCAUCUGCUUCGGCUUCAACUGCGGCUACGCUAUUAAUCCCGCCCGAGACCUGGCACCUAGACUCUUUACUUUACUGGCUGGCUGGGGGGAGACACCCUUCACAGCGGUGACCAUCGAGGGGCUCGCCUGGUGGUGGGUGCCGGUAGUGGCGCCUCACAUCGGUGCGAUUCUGGGCGUGAUGGUCUACAUCUUCUUCAUCGAGCUCCACCACCCAGAGGCCCAAGAGUUCGUCCUUCCGCAAGUUCAAUUGCAGGAUUCUGUGGCUAGCCUGGGCAUGGAUGGCAAGUACUCUACCAAGAACAGGAUCCUGCAGCCACGACCAAGUAACGAGGUGACAAGUCUCCAGAUCUACUAGCACACAACCACAACUGUCUAGACACAAGUACAGUAUUUUUAACUACGGAGGCAUUUAAGAACAGCAACGCUGAAGUCAAUUUAACUUAUAUACGCCAAGAUCACUAGCUGGGAAAUCCCUGCUGGAUUCUUCGAAGACUGGCAAGUAGUUUGAAAAGAGCAACUGGUGCCGCAUUACUUCUGUGGAGGCACGGAAUAGAUGCACACAAGCUACACGGAACAGACAAUAUUUUCUACAUUACUGUAUUAUUGAACUGACUACGCGUUAAGCUCAGGCAGCUAUAAUAUACCUGUUACUCCUUUGUACAAUUACUGCCUUAUUUAAAGUAAAACAAAAAAGUUAGCUGUUUAUAUUGCCAUGUAUUUUGAUGCAUUUUAUGUAAUUAUCUCGAGGUUCAAAUUAACUAAUUUAACGAGAAGUUAGGAGCUUCAUAUGGUUUAUCAAAUUUAAUAAUAGCGCUCGGUUCUUGUUGCGAAUUACCUAAAUGAAAACCCCUAGCUAUAGUUUUCCUCUAACCAGACUUAGUUAUAACAAGUUUACAACUAAGUAAACUUAGAGCAAGUUAUAAUAUAAAUAAGGUUUUACCAAGUCUUCUACCAAGACAGAAUCAUAACUUUCCUCCCAUAUGGAUGCAAGAGGCAUAAAGUGUCGGCGAGUCGGAGUUUACUUUCAAGAAGCCCAAGAACCACAUCUGCCGCCCAGUUGUGCAUCCAUCCAAAGAGUGUGAGUGGCAGUGACGUUUAAGAGAAGUUGACUUAUAAAUAUAGUAUUGAACAAACCAACUGCUAUAUCAUGAGCUGCGGCUGUGUCCGUCUAGUAACUCGAGGUAGAAGGGCGCACUGGGUCCCUCUAGUAACUAGAGGUAGAAGGGCGCACUGGGUUUCUCUAGUAACUAGAGGUAGAAGGGCUCACUGGGCCCUCCUAGUAACUAGAGGUAGAAGGGCGCACUGGGUCCCUCUAGUAACUGGAGGUAGAAGGGCGCACUGGGUCCCUCUAGUAACUGGAGGUAGAAGGGCGCACUGGGUUCCUCUAGUAACUAGAGGUAGAAGGGCGCACUGGGUCCCUCUAGUAACUGGAGGUAGAAGGGCGCACUGGGUCCCUCUAGUGACUGGAGGUAGAAGGGCGCACUGGGUCCCU